AUGCUCCGUCAACUCUUCAUCAUCGCAUCACUCUGGCUUGGGGCCUACGGCGACAACAACUGUAACUCGGACUGCGUCUGCACUUACUCCAACAACGGCAUCCAGUGCAUCGCCCAGAUCACCGGAAUUCACAGGCAUGAUUGCAAAGGCUAUUGCCACGACCGCGCCUGCGGCGGUGUCGACAACAACCGACAAUCAUGCCGCCUCUGGAACAACGGCUACUGCGACGAUAAUGGCGGAGCGUACACCAGGGGACGUGGCGGCUACUAUGUCGGCUAUUGCAACGAGAGAGCUGAGUACAACUCGUGCAAUCACGACUGUCCUGGUCAUGCGUCACCUGCGGAGCUGUUUGCACUUCCCGGACCCGCGGCUUGA
Molecule: messenger RNA, 375 nt
Organism: Zymoseptoria tritici IPO323
Lineage: Eukaryota; Fungi; Ascomycota; Dothideomycetes; Mycosphaerellales; Mycosphaerellaceae
Exons: 1
Coding region: 1-375 (124 amino acids)
Source: RefSeq, a predicted model, not a curated record